AUGGCGUCAACGACAAUGGCGACAGUCGCUCCACAAACAUCGUUGCCGCAAAGUCCGCCAGCGUCACCUUUCAAGAACCUUCGGGCGGCUCCCUGUACUCAGAAGAAGACAGCAAAGCUCUGGGACCAGUAUGAGAAAGAAGCCGUGGAAAAUGCAAGAAGAAGAGAAACAACCCACGGUGCCCCGACAUCUCAACGCUAUUUUGCUUCUGAUAUUCGAAACGAUCACUUCAAGUCACCGUCACUUACCAUCGCCACGUCUGCUAAGAUAAGCUUCGAUUUUAACUUUGCAGAUGCUGCAAUCUCACCACCGCCACUACGUACCGUGGCCAAGUGCAGGUCCUGCAGGCAACCCACCAUGUAUGCUUCGAGCGACUGUGAACGUUGCAACACAACCAUGACCCGCUCCCCGCCUACCGGAGUGAUAACCCCUCCGCUUAGUCCUUCAUCCCGCAACUUCGCAUGGACAGAUGUUCCUCAACGACACAGAGAAUCGACAUCAGACGAGUCCAGCACAUCAAACUCUGCCUCGUCUGAGCGCACUCUCCUGUGUCCCCCUCCAACAUUGCGUGUCGAUCUACCCGUCCGCCAGUCCUCACUCCACCCACCCCGCAGCCCAGACUUCAACAACGCCGAACUCGACCGCGGCCGCAAGGGCUCCCUAACCGACCCCAACGAGCCUUUCCUGCGCCACCAAAUCGCCCACCAACGCGCCUUCGCACGCUCCCCUUGCUCCAAUCCCACCAGCCCGACGUUUCCUCCCGCCUCCCGGCCUCACACCUCCCACUCGUACUCUCCCGCUUACACCUUUGGCCACGUGAACGUCCACCCCAUGCCCCUCAACACACGGCACAUCGGCACCUCAACCGCUGAGCUCAGCGCCCGUCCGCAUACCUCAGCAACGCUGUCCCCCGCGAGUCGCCCGAGCAUCGUACAGCACAACACAUCCAGUGCGUGGGACGACUGGAACAGCGACGACGAAGAGGAGCAGAUCCGGCUCGUGGGAUGGAUAGGC
Messenger RNA from Dothidotthia symphoricarpi CBS 119687, 1014 nucleotides. RefSeq lists its product as uncharacterized. The annotation marks the transcript as partial. The transcript has a single exon. The record is from RefSeq and is a predicted model, not a curated record. NCBI's taxonomy places the organism in Eukaryota, Fungi, Ascomycota, Dothideomycetes, Pleosporales, Dothidotthiaceae.